Molecule: messenger RNA, 3423 nt
Organism: Prosopis cineraria
Lineage: Eukaryota; Viridiplantae; Streptophyta; Magnoliopsida; Fabales; Fabaceae
Product: receptor kinase-like protein Xa21
Exons: 5
Coding region: 833-3316 (827 amino acids)
Biological process (GO): hormone-mediated signaling pathway; protein phosphorylation
Cellular component (GO): plasma membrane
Molecular function (GO): protein binding; protein kinase activity; ATP binding
Source: RefSeq, a predicted model, not a curated record
GGUCUGUUUUUCAUUUAAAAUAAUGAGUAACCCUUGCAAGGUACAAAUCUGGAACAUUUAAUUUUGAUUUGGAUAAUUUAAAUUAUAUUUUAGUUUUAAUUUUUAAAAAGCAUGUAGUUAGCAAAAAUGAUUUUUUUAGAGUCUCCCAACAAAUUGUUUUGAUAGGAAUGAUGAAAAGCAAAGGCCAAAUCAGAUUUCAAUGUGUUUCUUAGAUUUUUUUUUUAUCAUAGUUAAUUGAAGGAACUUAGAAUCUGAUUUCUUGAAUGAGUCGAAUACAUCUUACAAGAUAUAGAGGAAUUUGCCAAAAUAAUUAAUCCACCAAAUCCGGAAAAGAUAACAGUAAUAAAUCUAAAUUAAAUUAUCCUGAUUUCAUAUAUCCUGUGAUAUGAAACAAAGUAAAAUAAUAAACUGAACUGAAGCAUAAAACAGUGUAAUAGGCCCAAUACGUAAUCCUACAUAUCCAAAUAAUUUAUUCCAUGGUGGUUCCUGUUUUAUAAUAAUUGUAGUUGUGUUUAAUCAUUUGGAAUAUAUUUGUGUUUGUUCUAUACUACUAUGUAUGUUUUUAUCAUUUUUAUUAAAAAUAUAAAAUUGUUACUUAAAUGCUCUUUUUGCUCCCUUCUAAUAUUUCAAGGAGACAUUCCCAAUAAGAUUGGUGAUCUUUCACAACUAAAGAUGUUGUAUCUUGGAGUGAAUCAACUUGUUGGUUCUAUACCAUCUUCAUUAUUUAAUAGUUCAGUGCUACAGCACAUUGAAGUUGGAAUAAAUCAAUUAUCAGGAAGUCUCCCAACAAAUGUGUGUCUUGGGCUUCCAAAACUUGAAUUAUUUUAUGUGAAUGGAAAAUGAUUUGUCUGGCGAAAUGCCUUCCAUUUGGCAUCAAUGCAAGGACUUGAAAUAUCUAUUAUUAGGUGAUAACAUGUUCAAUCCAGGAAUUAUUCCAAGUGACAUUGAAAUUUGUGACCAACCUCCAAUCAUAUAUCUUCACAACAACAACUUGAAAGGUGAAAUUCCAUUGUCUCUCUUUAGCAUUUCUACUCUAAGAAAUGUAGUUUUAGCCAAAAACAAUUUGAAUGGUAAUCUUCCAAUACUAGCUGGAAAUGAGACAUUGCUAGAAAAAUUACAACUGCAGUACAACUCUUUUACAGGUGGAAUUCCUUCAUUUAUUUGGAACAUGUCUUCUUUGAGAGUGGUUAACCUUGGCAUGAAUCAUCUAAAUGGUAAUUUGCCAGAAGAAUUGUGCCAACAACUCCCUUUACUAGAAAUCUUUGAUGUUGACAGUAAUCAAUUAGAGGGAAGCAUUCCAAAAUCAAUAAGUAAUUGCACAUCUUUAAAGAAAUUGUAUUUGGAUGGUAACUCAUUUACAGGAAUGGGCCUUCCCAACUUAAUAGAACUACGGCUGACGGGGAAUGAACUAACUGGACAAAUUCCAAACAGCAUAUCAAAUGCUUCUAAGCUCAUUUCAUUAGAUUUGUCAUUGAAUAAAUUUAAUGAAGCUAUACCUAAUAUGCUCGGAAAUCUGUCAAACUUGAUACAAUUAUCUGUGGAUGGGAAUGAUUUGAAUGGGUUGAUUCCUCAUACAAUUGGCAAAUUACAUAGCCUCCAAUACUUAAGUCUUAGCAGCAAUGGAUUGCAAGGGUCCAUUAUAGAUGAACUUUGUCAACUCAAAAGUCUAAGUGAAUUGUAUCUUGCCAACAACAUGUUUUCAGGAGUGGUUCCAAGAUGCCUUGGGAAUACUUCUUUACGGAAGUUGAAUUUGAGCUCUAACAAAUUGAUUUCUCAUAUACCCUCUUCCCUUUGGAGUCUCAAAGAUAUCUUGGCAAUAGACAUGUCCUCCAAUGCAUUGAGUGGGACAAUUUCACCAGAGGUAUCAAACUUGAGAACAAUUAUAUUAUUGAACUUGUCACGAAAUCAAAUUUCAGGAAGCAUCCCUACAACUAUGGGUGGCUUGCAAACUUUGAUAAGCUUAUCAUUGGCCCAAAACAAAUUACAAAGGCAUAUUCCUAAAUCACUUGGUAGCAUGGUAAGUUUGGAGUCCAUGGAUCUUUCUCAUAAUUACUUGUCUGGUGUGAUUCCAAAAUCCUUAGAGUUAUUAGUUCAUCUUCAACACAUUAAUCUUUCUUAUAAUUUAUUGCAUGGAGAAAUUCCAAGUAGGGGGCGGUUUCAGAAUUUCACUGCUGAAUCUUUUAUGAUGAAUAAUGGUCUUUGUGGGAAGUCCCUAUUACAAGUUCACCCAUGUAGGGAAGAACACAAGCACAUAUCAAAUAAAGUGAAGCUAUUGAUAAAGUGCUCAUUGCCUAUCAUAUGCAUGGUUGUCAUUUUGGUUGUUUUAGGCAUUGUCUUUUUAAAGUGUAAGAGAGAUCAUGUUAAUGAUUCAACCAACAGGGAUUUAAUAGAUUUUGACAUUCCAACUAGGAUAUCCUAUUAUGAGCUCUGGCAGGGAACAAAUGGAUUUGAUAAGAGUAAUCUUCUUGGCUUUGGAAGUUUUGGAUUGGUAUACAAAGCAACUCUUCCAAACUCAAAAAUAGUUGCUGUCAAAGUAUUUAAGGUAGAAAUGGAAGAAGCAUUAAGAAGUUUUGAUAUUGAAUGUGUUGCCAUGUGCAAUUUACGCCAUCGCAAUCUCAUUAAGAUCAUCAGUUGUUGCUCAAAUGAUCAUUUCAAAUCUCUAAUAAUGGAAUUCAUGGAAAAUGGGAGUCUUGACAAAUGGUUAUACUCUCAUAACUAUUGUUUAAAUGUCUUGCAAAGGUUGAACAUAAUGAUUGAUGUGGCAGCUGCUUUGGAAUACCUUCACCAUAGUUCUUCUACACUAGUUGUUCAUUGUGAUGUGAAACCAAGCAAUGUUUUAUUAGAUGAAGAUAUGGUGGCUCAUCUUAGUGAUUUUGGUAUUGCUAGAUUGUUUAGUGAAGGACAACUAGAAAUUUAUACCAAAACUUUGGCUACAAUUGGCUAUAUGGCUCCAGAGUAUGGAUCAGAAGGAGUUGUUUCUGUCAAAGGAGAUGUGUAUAGUUAUGGUAUUUUACUAAUGGAAAUGUUUACAAGGAAGAAGCCAACGGAUGAGAUGUUUGUUGAAGGAUUAAGUUUGAAGCAUUGGGUUAGCAAAUCAACACCACAUUCAAUCACCAAUAUUCUAGAUGCCAAUUUGCUACUCAAAGAACAUCAAAAUAUUUGUAAUAUAUUACCUUAUAUGUCAUUAGUUUUUGAGCUAGCAUUGAAUUGUUGCCAUGACUUACCUGAGGCACGACUUUCGAUGGCUGAUGUUGUGGUGUCAUUAAAAAAAAUCAAGGUUAUAUUUAUGGAAAAUGUUAGAGGCACUUCAAGUUGAAUAAUUGUUAAAACAAAUUUUAGCUACUAUUCCUUUAACGUUUUUUGUAAAUUCUUUUUGGAAUAUGUACUCUUAUAAAAUGGAGUGAUGUGUGUUGUAAUAAUAUA